AUGGUGCGGAUCCUGGCCAAUGGGGAAAUUGUGCAAGACGAUGACCCCCGAGUGAGGACCAGUGUCCCGGCGGCGGCGGUGAGGGGUGGCAGUCCCUGGCAGAGCUUUCUCAACAGGGGCCACGGUGCGCCCCCAGGGGGUCCUGGUCCCCGCAAGCAGCAGGCAGGUGCCAGGCUGGGAGCUGCCCAGUCCCCGUUCAAUGACCUCAACCGGCAGCUGGUGCACAUGGGCUUCCCACAGGGGCAUCUCGGCAACCACACCGUGGAGCCGGUGACCUCCAUCCUGCUCCUCUUCCUGCUCAUGAUGCUCCGCGUGCGUGGCCUCCUGCUGGUGGGCCUGGUCUACCUGCUGUCCCACCUGAGUCAUUGGUGA
Messenger RNA from Lepus europaeus (European hare), 372 nucleotides. RefSeq names its product protein FAM241B-like. The coding region runs from base 1 to 372 and encodes 123 amino acids. Gene Ontology annotation, cellular component: intracellular membrane-bounded organelle. The transcript has a single exon. The record is from RefSeq and is a predicted model, not a curated record. Lineage: Eukaryota; Metazoa; Chordata; Mammalia; Lagomorpha; Leporidae.